Messenger RNA from Strongylocentrotus purpuratus (purple sea urchin), 1331 nucleotides. Its product is annotated as AP-2 complex subunit sigma. Lineage: Eukaryota; Metazoa; Echinodermata; Echinoidea; Camarodonta; Strongylocentrotidae. The transcript has 4 exons. Gene Ontology annotation, molecular function: clathrin-cargo adaptor activity. The record is from RefSeq and is a predicted model, not a curated record. Gene Ontology annotation, cellular component: membrane coat; AP-2 adaptor complex; intracellular membrane-bounded organelle. Bases 126 to 554 code for a protein of 142 amino acids. Gene Ontology annotation, biological process: clathrin-dependent endocytosis; intracellular protein transport.
AGGAUCUAUACUGAUUUAUACUUAGUAGUAUUUAUUUUUGACCCCCAGCUGAAUAAUUGUAUGUUGCUCAUUCAUUUCCGGACUAAAUUUCGAAGACGCCCUCUGAUCGACAGUGCUAAACAAAAAUGAUUCGAUUUAUCUUAAUUCAGAAUCGUGCUGGCAAGACUAGGCUUGCUAAGUGGUACAUGGCAUUUGAUGAUGAAGAGAAACAGAAGUUGAUUGAAGAAGUACAUGCUUUGGUUACAGUUCGAGAUGCUAAACACACAAACUUUGUAGAAUACCGCAACUUCAAGAUUGUGUACAGAAGAUAUGCUGGUCUUUACUUCUGUAUCUGUGUAGAUGUAGGAGAUAACAAUUUGGCAUACUUAGAAGCAAUACAUAACUUUGUGGAGGUCUUGAAUGAGUAUUUCCACAAUGUUUGUGAGCUGGAUUUAGUCUUCAAUUUCUACAAGGUAUACUCAGUUGUGGAUGAGAUGUUCUUAGCUGGAGAGAUCAGAGAAACGAGUCAGACUAAGGUCCUUAAACAAUUAAUGGCACUUGGGCAGUUAGAGUAGUAAACACAAUUUUUCCAGAAUAUUAGAUUUUAGUUUUCCAUUGUGAAAUGCUUCAAAAUGUCUCCUUUACCACUCCCACUAACCAGGUAAGCUAUUCCUGAUCAACCAUGUAAUGUUGAAUAGUGCAUAAUGAAAUUUGAGAAUAACAGUGAGCUCUCUUAAUUCUUUCACAAUUGAAAUUUUACCAAGGACUUUCAAUUUUCCAAAGUGGUUUCCAUAAUAAAUUGUGACGUCUGUCCAAGUCAAUGUUAUUUUUUUUCCCUGGACUUGUCACAUUGCUAUUGUUAUCAAUCGCUUUGUUGGUAGUUGAGAAUGCUUAAAACACAACUUUAGACUUAACUUUGAUUUUUUUUAAAUUUAGCUCACAUGGUUGGUGGUGUAGGGAGACAUUUUGAAAGUAGUUUGUAUUAUCCUUAAUAUGUAUAAAUUUAUAUCUGAUAUGAAACUUGUAUAGUAAGUGUAUUACUAAAUAUUGGUAUAAAUCCAUGUGUACAUAUAUUCUAUGUGAUCCAUUGUGUUUAUGUCCUGUUCAGCAAUGGACCAACUAUACCAGCCAUAUUUGUUGUUGAUGGCAGCAAAGUAACCUCUCUUAUGUGAAAUCAGUUACAUGUUAACAACUCCAAAUACAUUAAUGAGGUUACAAUGUGUUUUGUAACAUUGCAAUUUUCAGACACCGCUUUCUCCCUAUAUUUUUUAAGAUGGGGUUCCAUUGUCGGUUUCUAUCAGCAAAACUCUGUUUUCUAACAUUGAUAAAAAUGAGUACCGGUAUAUUGUAAG